CAAAGAGAUAAAAUGUGAAGAAAUUGCGAUCUGUGAAUCAGCAAUCGGCUAGUAAGCCUCUUCUGGCAUCGAUUAGUAAAGCCUCCAUCCUCCACUGAGGUAUUUUCGCGCCUUUUUUAUUUGCACUUCCUGUUCUUGCCAUGCUGAUCACAAAGAGACAGCGAGGGAUCCUGGAGAAUUAGGAGGGAAAUUUUAAAAUAAUCGCCACUGGGAAACAGAAUGAGACGUCAAACUGCGGAGAUGAAAGGUCCAGGAGUGAAACAUCCCCAGAUGUUCCUCCUCAACCAGUACUGGAGCGCCACCUGGGGGACAACAGGGGUUCCUGGGCCAGGAGGGAUGGAUGGUACUUGAAGUGGGAUCUUGGUCAGAUCCAGGGAUCUCUUCCCAAUGGGACUGGAAAACCUUAACAUCAAAGAUGGAUCCUGAUGAGAUUCCUGAACUACUUCAGUUUACCUUUCAGUUCAGUUCCUUCUUCAAUGCAACAGACUAAACCAGAAGCCCAGUUAGCUCAGACAGAACCUCAUCUUACACUAAAUGGAUUCUCCAUGGGGUUAAAGGUCAGGGAAAUUUGCUGGCCAGUCAAGAACAGGAUCUCCAUGGACACUGAACCAGAUUUGGUACCUUUGACGGUGUGGGUCGGUACCAAGUCCUACUGGAAAAUAAAAUCAGCAUCUUCAUACAGUUUGUCAGCAGAGGGAAUCGUGAAGCACUCUAGAAUUUUCUGCAUAAACUGGACUUCAGGAAACCCAGUGGACCAGAACCAGGAGACAACAUGGCACCUCAAGCUUCACUCUGUACUUCAACCAACAUGGACGCUGUGCUUCUCCGCUCUUCAGACCCUGACACCCUGAUUACAAAAUGAAAUGCAGAGUUUUCUCUCCAGUGAAGAAAGGACUAUGGACCAAACCUCAACAGUUCAGCUCCUUUUCACCUUCGCCAGGAAUCGAUGCUUUCACUUCAGUUUUCGUGCGGACGGGUGGCGAUGUUUUUCUUAACGUCUCAGAAGCAGAUGUCCCGAACGAUUAUCACCUCCUUUUAUGGAAAUUUGUCACAGAUGAUGUCUUGGUGUCUUUCUUUCCAAAUGGAAAAUUAAACGUGCGUAGGGCUUAUGGUGGGAGAAUAGACGUUUUGGCAAAAAAAUACUCCAUAAAAUUAAAAAACCUCCAAAAAUCUGACAGUGGACUUUAUACGGCGAUAGUAACAGCAGCGUCAGAAGAAGUACUAGCUCAAUACAACGUCACAGUUCAAGAUCCGGUGGGUCCGGUCGAUCUCACCGUCGACUCCGUGUCCAGCGACUCGUCCUCCUUCACGGCGACCUGCACCGCCGACGGCACCGACAUCAGCAGCACUUUCAGAUGUACCGCCAAAACCUGCCUUCAAGAGGGGGGAGAGGGAUCAAAGGUCACCAAAUCAGGUGCUGCCCUCCUUGUCUGCCUGUCCCGUUCAGCCGUCGUCUGUAACCAUAGCAACCAGGUCAGCUGGAUGGAGAAAACAGCAGAGAUUGAUCACCUUUGUCUGAAGAAUGCCGGUCCAGACGAACCCCAUGGAUUUUCCAUUUGUUACGUGAAGAAAGUCGUUUUCUCGGUGGGUCUGAUCGUCAUGGUGUUGGUCGUCAUCGCCGUCCACCUCAAGGAGAAAUUCAACAAACACAAAUAACCGGUUACCUACUUAUUAAAAAAUAUUACGUUUUCUGAUAUAUUUUCUUCUAUUAAGUUGCUUGUGAAUUGAAAUUUUUGUAUGUUAUUCCUUCAUAAUGACAGUUAUAAGACCAUUGUUAUUCCUUUUCUUUUUCUGCUCAUCUGAUCUCACUUUUAUGAUUUGUUUGGUGCAUGUUUAUUAAUUCAAUUAAGUUUUUUAUUUAUAUGGCGCUAUUUCACAAUAAAUAUCAUCUCAAUGAACUGUACAAAAAAGUAAUUUCAAUUUAUUGACGCACACAUUCCAAUUGAUUCUAGUUAUUAGUUCACCCAUUUGUAUGGAAGAAGAUUAGGGCCAAAAGAAAAAGUAAAGAAAAUUUUUGACUUUUUAAAAUUUUUUUUUUUUUUUUACUAAGAAUCAGAAUUGUUUAAAUUCAAGUUUAAUCGUAAAAACUCAAAUCUACCAAAAUUAAUUUGGGAUACAUUUUCAGCAUAUAUAAAGUGCAGGUUUAAAAAUCCUAUAACAAGAAGGAAACUUGAGUAUUCUGAGAAAAGUGAAAUUCUGGAAAACAUGGCAGAUUCUGAGAAAAUGUUGAAUUUAAAUUCAAAAUGAUGAAAAAAGUCAGAAUUCUGAGAUUAAAGUCAAAAUUAUGAAAAUAAGUGAAAAUUCCCAGAAAACAGUCAAAUUUAUGAGGAACAAAAGGAAUUGUGGGAUUAAAGUCUGAAAUCUUUAAAAUAAUUUAAAUUUAGAAAUUUUUAUAUUAAAAUCAGAGUUUUAUUUAUUUUUUAUGUGGGUUUUUUUUGGCCCUAUUCUUGUUGCAUGCAUCUGAUUAUUGUCACUAUUUCUGAUUUGUAAAUCAAAUUAAAGUAGAAAUCUUGAAUAAUUACAGUUUAAUGCUCUCUGCAGUUAUACCACCUCACCCUGUACCCAAGAUCCCGGCGGCCAUGUUGUCUGAUUCCUUAAACCUUGGAUAAACUUUGAGGCGCGUUGCUUUUAUUUACAUCCUGAAACAAGGAAACAAAUCUUUACUGACAGUUUCUGAGGCUUCGUUGAAGUUCGACUGUUGUAUGAGAAAAAGUUUGGGAGGGCUGAUUAUUUUUAUAAAAUCUGGUUGCCAAAGAGAAAAACGAUUCUGGUUUAGAAACCUCAUGAUCUCUUCACUGCUCUUUGCAGAGGAUGUGGUUUUGUACCAAUGAUCAAAUUAUGACACUUAAUAUUCUCUGGAGCAGUACUCACCUUUAGAGACCUUCGGUUUUAGUCAGGAAACCACAUGCAGGAACUAACAUGUGGACUAGAGUUUAUUUAAUUCUCAAUCUGCAUGUAGAGGAAAAUCUGUUUCUAAAACAGCAAAGCAAAAAGCAUGUCGCUGCAACUUACCCAUGUAGGUGGAAUCCCCCUGAUAUCUGAGUUUAUUUUAAAUUUACAUCCAGAGUAAAUGGCUUCACUUCACCUUCUGAAAGUUCAGAGCUGCUUGCAGAUUACUUUUAAAAAUGUCUGCUAAAAACAGAUGAUAAAUUUGACAAAAGAAAGAAAAAAACGGAAUGACUGCUGCACUGCUAGUUACAAAAUGUUAUGCAUAUCUUGAACAGAUAUAAUGGCCUCUGUGCGCCACCCAGAGGCUUUGACCUGUAAAUACAACUUUUAGAAACGUAUAAAAGAAGUUUUAAUUCACAAAGCAGAUUUCAUUCAUUCAUAUCGCUCUGAAACUGGGUAAAAUACUGACAAUUAUUUAUGAAACUUGCAUUUGCUUAACAGAUCUCAGCUUUGUUAAGAAACACCAACACACACAAUAAGAGUCCAAACAAAGUUUUUUCAUAGAUGUUUGGAUAAAAUAUUUUAUUAAUGCUUCACUUUUUGGCAAUGAUGAGGUAUUGCAAUAUAUAAGUACACACCCAAAAGGACUUAUAUAUUGGUACCUAUUACAAAUAACAUUUCAUUAUACUUUUCAUUUCAUUUAUACUUCUUAUAUGUAUAAAUAUAUUUAAGAAAGUAGAAGUAAAAAAAUGACCAAGUAAAAAAGUACUAUGUAAAAUGCAAUUCAACACAUGUAACUUGUCACAAUGUCUGAUUUUGUUUGUGAAAGUGAGACAGACAAAGAUUGCCAGUUGUGUUCCAGCUUUGGCAUUUUUAAGAAUAAAGAAAAACAGUAGUCAAGAAAAA
This is a messenger RNA of Xiphophorus hellerii (green swordtail), 3795 nucleotides long. Its product is annotated as T-lymphocyte surface antigen Ly-9-like. The record is from RefSeq and is a predicted model, not a curated record. NCBI's taxonomy places the organism in Eukaryota, Metazoa, Chordata, Actinopteri, Cyprinodontiformes, Poeciliidae. Gene Ontology annotation, cellular component: membrane. The coding region runs from base 859 to 1656 and encodes 265 amino acids. The transcript has 6 exons.